This is a messenger RNA of Athene cunicularia (burrowing owl), 1273 nucleotides long. It is a transcript of the gene SLC25A16, whose product is annotated as solute carrier family 25 member 16. NCBI's taxonomy places the organism in Eukaryota, Metazoa, Chordata, Aves, Strigiformes, Strigidae. The record is from RefSeq and is a predicted model, not a curated record. The transcript has 7 exons. Bases 514 to 1233 code for a protein of 239 amino acids. Gene Ontology annotation, cellular component: mitochondrial inner membrane. Gene Ontology annotation, biological process: transmembrane transport.
GCUCGCUCCGGGGGGAGCGGCGGGGGCUGUGUUCCGCGGAAGGGAAGGAGGAAGCAGGGCGGAAAACUCUUGAGUAACUUUGAAAGCCGCUGCUGUGACUUCAGCAGCUGAGAGAUGAUGUCCCGGGCUUUUGUAAUCGGGAGAAGUAACUAAGACAUUUCAUUAGGGCUUUAAGCGGUUUGUAAUAUGCUUCUCAUAGAGGCAGUUUACUCGUUGUCGGGGCUUUUUCCAGUUCCUGAGUUUCUCCUCCCCUAUUCCAUUUGAAAAUACAUUAGAAAAACCCCUUAUUUGUCUGCUGACCUGAAGAACUUCUGCAUCCCAUCACUUUUCUGUUUCCCCUCUUGGAAAGGUAUUGCAGGAUGUUGUGCCAAAACAACUACUGCACCACUGGAUCGAGUAAAGAUUUUGCUGCAAGCUCAUAACCACCAUUACAAACAUCUAGGAGUGUUUUCUACACUGUGUGCUGUCCCCAAAAAGGAAGGUUACCUUGGGCUGUAUAAAGGAAAUGGGGCAAUGAUGAUUAGAAUCUUCCCAUAUGGUGCAAUUCAGUUUAUGGCAUUUGACCAGUAUAAAAAGGUAAUAAAGAAGCAGCUUGGGAUUUCAGGGCAUGUGCAUCGAUUAAUGGCUGGAUCCAUGGCAGGUAUUACAGCAGUGAUUUGUACUUACCCUCUUGAUAUGGUUAGAGUUCGUCUGGCGUUCCAAGUAAAAGGGGAACACAAGUACAUGGGGAUUAUCCAUGCAUUCAAGAUGAUUUACACAAAGGAAGGUGGUUUUAGUGGAUUCUACAGAGGGCUGACGCCAACUGUUGUAGGAAUGGCACCAUAUGCGGGUUUUUCAUUUUUUACCUUUGGUACCUUAAAGAGCAUUGGACUUGCUCAAGCACCUAACUUGCUUGGACGGCCUUCAUUAGAUAAUCCUGAUGUCUUAGUUUUGAAAACACAUGUAAAUCUGCUGUGUGGUGGCAUAGCUGGAGCAAUAGCUCAGACGAUAUCGUGUGUUCUCCCUCCAGCGUUUUACAGUUUUAUACUCUCAUCUGAUCUUCAUGUGUCUUCCUUUACUUGUGCCAAAUGGAAUAUAUUAAAAGAUCUGAUUUACUGGUUUUGGUUGUAUAGGGGAAGUCUCCCUUUUUGGAGAACUUUCAGCUGUGUUGAGAAUCUGAGCUGGAUUUCUGACUCACUGAAAAGGGAGCUUGGAGGUUGCACAUGGACUGCUUUGUAUUCUUUUUUAAACUAGUCAUCACACAUCUGGCUGAAGUGCUGUUCAAAUAUCUCCU